Molecule: messenger RNA, 2131 nt
Organism: Myripristis murdjan (pinecone soldierfish)
Lineage: Eukaryota; Metazoa; Chordata; Actinopteri; Holocentriformes; Holocentridae
Exons: 2
Coding region: 575-2131 (518 amino acids)
Biological process (GO): proteolysis
Molecular function (GO): nucleic acid binding; zinc ion binding; aspartic-type endopeptidase activity
Source: RefSeq, a predicted model, not a curated record
GACAUGUAGUGGAGGGACACUACAUUCCCAUCCAGGAUCAGCAGCGACACCCCAAAAUGGCCGCCAAACCACAAACUACAUUCCCCACAAUGCCUCACCACUCUGACAGGUGCAGGUGUUUAAGCCACCUGAUUGAGAGAGGACAAAGAACCCUGAGGUGGAGCAGAACAGGGGGGGAGAGAGAGCAGGAGGACAGAGAGCAGCCGGCUGGAAGGAGUUGGGCAGCCAGGCCGGGAGGAAACCACAGAACAAAGGAAACUGUUGCAAAGCCCACCAAUACAGGAAAGUGGACACUUUAAGUUGGAUUGUUGUGACAAUUAGAAGAAAGAUUUGAUUACUGUUUUACCCCAUAGGGGCACUUUAUGUUGGAGUUUGGAUAUUGUUUGGAGCUACCAGCUUUACCUGAGUCACCUGUAUUACCUGGAAUAUGAGAAAUAAAUAACCACUGUGGGUUUGUAACGGACUUUGCCUUGUGUAUCCAGUUUUGUUGCACUGCCUCAUCCUAAGCCUGCCCUGGUAACCUCUCAUGACCUUACAGAUGGUGGAGAAUGCGGGCACGGAGGCUUAAGUGCGUAUGACCGGGGGUGAAGAUAUUGAAAGCCUGACUCAACUGUUUUCGGCCCUUCACACAAACGACCAUCAAACCGGGAUGGAGCAAAUGAUGCAGGUGCUGUUGGAGACUCAGAGGGCGCAGCAAGAAACCAAUGCCGCCCUAUUACAGCAACAAAUAAAGGCUAACCAACUGAAGGAACAGGAGCUUCGACAGUCAGCCAGGGUGAAGCCCAAAGCCGGGGAUUUCAUCCCUAAACUUGGAGGGACAGAUGACGUGGAGGCUUACCUCCAUGCCUUUGAAGCUACAGCCGCUCGCGAGGGGUGGCCGAAGGCACAAUGGGUUGGACUCUUGGCUCCUUUCCUCUCUGGUGAGGCCCUCAACGCCUUUCAAGAUUUAGAGGCCGACAUUGCUCAAGAUUAUGAUAUACUCAAAGAUGAGAUUUUGAGCCGACAUGGCCUUACCAAAUUUAGUAUGGCUCAACGCUAUCAUAAUUGGUCCUUCCAAAAUGGGCAAACGCCCCGUUCCCAAAUGCAUGAAUUGAUUCGAGUAACCAAAAAGUGGCUAGAACCAGACAAGAAAAGCCCCGCUGCCAUUGUAGAAACCCUGGUCAUGGACCGUUAUCUAAGAGCUCUGCCUUACGAGGCCAAAAAGAUAAUCAGUCACCAGAAAUUAACGACAGCCAUGGAAUUAGUAGAAGCCGUAGAGCAGUAUCAAGCUGCAUCAGAUAUGCUUCGCCCUUCCCGUAAAGAGCCUGUUGUCCCUGCCCAAGCUCGACCCAGUGGGCUUCGCCAAAAAUGUACUAAACCAGACACCCCUCAGUCUAGCCCGCCAAAAAGGGGGGGUAGCCAGACAGGCCAGCCAAGAGGGUCCCCGAACUCAGCGUCCCGACAGUGUUACCGGUGUGGAGAGUUGGGCCAUAUCUCAUGGCAGUGUGAGAAGCCUGAUGAGCCGAUGCCCACAGCGGAGUCCACCAGUGGCCCACAGGUCCACUUCGCUGCCUUCCUGGGAGAAAGUGAAGACCGUCGGCCGACGUGCCCGGUAACCAUUAAUCAGCGGGAUGUGGAGGCACUGCUGGAUUCUGGAAGCGCCAAGACCUUGGUUCAGGAGUCCAUGUUGGAGGACUCCUUCCCCGCCCAGGGUCAUACAGUUCCAGUGGUUUGCGUCCAUGGAGACACCCGGGAGUAUCCCACUGCCAUGGUGAAGCUAACCACAACUAAGGGCUCCUUUAAUGUCAAGGUGGGAGUAAUCAAGACCCUUCCAGUUCCAGUCUUGAUUGGUCGUGACUGUCCUGCCUUCGAUAAGCUGUGGAGGGAAGCCCAGAAGAGACGCCAGAGGGAACCCCGGAGGCGAAGGCUCCACAGCCGAAAAACGGGUAAUGCCUUGGUUAAUGUUGCCAAGUCUGGCCCUGGCACACAGGUCUUAGCAGAAGGAUUGGCAGUGGACUCUAGUGGGACGGAGGCAGCACCCGGAGAAUCGGGGGACUCCGAACACCUUCCAGGCGCCAGCGACGAGGACCUAGGGGGACCGGGAGAGCUGCCCCUGCUCAAAGGCCACAUCGCUCCACAGUUCUACGUUUAG